Elephantulus edwardii (Cape elephant shrew) is the source of this 456-nucleotide messenger RNA. RefSeq names its product 40S ribosomal protein S14-like. The record is from RefSeq and is a predicted model, not a curated record. Gene Ontology annotation, cellular component: ribosome; cytosolic small ribosomal subunit. Bases 13 to 456 code for a protein of 147 amino acids. Gene Ontology annotation, molecular function: mRNA 5'-UTR binding; structural constituent of ribosome; small ribosomal subunit rRNA binding. Gene Ontology annotation, biological process: ribosomal small subunit assembly; maturation of SSU-rRNA from tricistronic rRNA transcript (SSU-rRNA, 5.8S rRNA, LSU-rRNA); translation. The transcript is spliced from 2 exons. Lineage: Eukaryota; Metazoa; Chordata; Mammalia; Macroscelidea; Macroscelididae.
CUACGAGCAGACAUGGCACCUCGUAAGGGAAAGGAAAAGAAGGAAGAGCAGGUCAUCAGCCUUGGACCUCAGGUGGCAGAAGGAGAGAAUGUCUUUGGUGUCUGCCACAUUUUUGCAUCCUUCAAUGACACUUUUGUUCAUGUCACCGAUCUUUCUGGCAAGGAAACCAUCUGCCGUGUGACUGGCGGUAUGAAGGCGAAGGCUGACCGAGACGAAUCCUCACCAUAUGCGGUCAUGUUGGCUGCUCAGGAUGUGGCACAGAGGUGCAAGGAGCUGGGCAUCUCUGCUUUACACAUUCAACUUUGCGCUAAAGGAGGAAAUCGAACCAAGACCCCUGGACCUGGGGCCCAGUCUGCCCUCAGAGCCCUUGCCCGUUCAGGAAUGAAGAUUGGACGGAUUGAGAAUAUUAUAGAAUAUAGCCCGGAAAAUAAAAGUGGGGAGGACUACUACUCCUGA